AACGCCCCAGCUCUUUGAUAAGAAACCGUCAACUAAUGUCGACGAAGAGACACCAAUCUGUGGAUUAGUCGGAAUUACGUCGAUUAUCUACAAGAUGCGACUCCAACUCUAACGGUAAAUAAAAAUGCAACAAUUUAAAAACACACACGGACACCUUUGUUCAACGUUUAUUUUAUCUAACAGGGUUUUGACCCUUUUUAUGAACGUCACGAGCAAGGCUAAUGAUAGCUGUUAGCUAAGCUAAAACAGGAGCCGUUUGACUGGUUACACUCCGAAUAAUUGGUUUUUAAAGAAUCUAUUUUGUCUGCUAACUCUUGUUUUACUUUCAUUUUUCGUUGCGAUAUUGGCCCCGAACCGGUGGUACCAAAUAUGUGUUUUGUUUUGUUUUUACUUUCAAACAGGCGAAAAUUUGCUUGAAAUAAAAGGUCCGUUCUUCUUGUUCCGUAAUCAAGGCCCAGGGCCCACGAACUCGAAAGGGCCCAGGGCAGCAAGGGCACGAGCAAAAUACUGUAUCUGUAAUCGCCCGCUUUAUAUUAAACUAGGGUGACCAUACGUCCUCUUUUCCCCGGACAUGUCCGCUUUUCACUCUGUCCGGAUUGUAUUGAUGAAAAUGUUCGGCUUUUCAUCCAGGAGCAGGGAUCGAAUUAUGGGGGAGCUGGAUAUCAAACACAUCCAGGGGAGCCGGAAAAAACGUUUUCUACCUAUAUUACAUCAUUUAUGGACUAUUGGGCAGAGAGCACAUAUAACGAUGAUCGUUGUUGUGCAGCGCUCCAGACUGCUGCGUCCAGCGCACGGUCCAUUCUCAAAGUGUCGCAACCCAAAAACUAUAAUUAACCCACGAUCGUUCAUGUCCGCACAUGUGCUCUACUUUCUUGUGCCUGAAGCGCUCUGCUACUGCGGAGCUCAUCACCUGCUGCAGUGAUUCCACCUCACUGACACAGCAUUGAAAUGCGCACUCCGCUAUGUGGUCAGGAGAUCCCUUUGAUCUGCUCAAAAGUAACGGAUGAGGUGAAAAAGUAAGAAUCCAAGCAGCAGUUAUUAUUCUGGAGAGUUUAGAGGAGAUGCAGGAAGACGAGAGACAGACAGGACAGGAAAUAGUUAAAUAAAAACAUGAAAACAAAGUAAAAUGUAGGUAGAUUUAUCUCCACUACACGUGUUUACCUGUAUAAAACAAUAAGUUAUACACAUGUAAUAUUUAUACAUUUGAUACAAUUCAGAUCACCUUCAAAACUCACACACCCAGGGCCCCUUCAAGGCAUUUUGGGGGCCAAGGCAAAAUGACCCACCCCCCCAAUAACUGGGCUCCCCAGAAGCCUCUGUGUAAUCCAUACCCUCUCCAGUAGUGUUAGUUAUAUGGUGUUUGUAAAAGCCCCUCAGACAUUAAUGACAUGUUCUAAUAUUAUCAGAUGAAAAACUAAAUUAUCAGACAUGCUGUCUCAUCUGCUUCUUUUCUAAACUUGCAAAAAGUAACAAAACCAUUUGAAAGCUACUAUUUGAGGAUUCUCUGAAAGGUUCCAUGGAGUUUGUGACAACUUAUUUUUUCAUUGAUCCUAUAGUCUAAUCUCACAGCUGAAACAAGCAUCCUUAAUAAUCUGUGCACAGGAAGCUUACCGAUGCUGUAGUAAAACAAAAGGUAUAAUAAUUUAUUAUUAAUAAAACCUUGUUGCAGCAUUAAAGCAGAAAAAUGAGAUUUUGCAUUAAAUAUGCAAAAUAUUUACAUAUGAAUUGUUUUAGAGCCCUUUUAUUGGCAGAAUCUGAUAUUAAUUUAGUUCUUACAAAAAAAAUGGGUCCCAACGUGGUUUGUGUGGCGUUGCCAUAGUGUGACGUCAUAGGCACAGAUCCCCUGUCCUCUUGUUUGGAAAUGGAAAUAUGGUCACCCUAUAUUAAACAAACUGUCCACCUGGGCUUUUGCGCUGCUCAGAGACGCUUCGCUGCCUACGACUUUGAAUGUCAGUUGAGAGUCAGUCUCAUGCAGACUGACCAAUGAAGAGACGGCCUCAAGUUAAGACCCUCUCUCAUUGGUCAGUCCACACGAGGUGGGUCAAAGGUUACCCUGAGUGGGUUACGUGAUGUCAGGUAUUCAAGUACUGAGUAUAUUUACUGCAUAUUACAGUAAAAUAUUCUGUAUGUGACCACAUUAUGGUGAUCCUUGGGUCGUGAUGAUGGGGCCCUUUAAUAUUGUUGCCCAAGGUACAACAAAGUGUUAAUCUGGCCCUGUCCCUAAUUAUAUGAAAAUUUAAUUAUUUUUGAAAACCACGUAUGUUUGCUGAAUAUGUGAGAAGUUGGAAUUCAGCGUUUGUGUGACAACGCUAUUCACUCCGGUCCCAGCUGCUUGUUUUUCCGUGUUUACCUGCACCAACACAUCUGGUUUGACUCACUGGAUGAUUAACAGGCCACAAAAAAGAUGGAUCAUUGAUUGAAUCAGGUGUGUUGCAGCAGCAGUACAGAUGAACCCUGUAGGGCAGAGGUCCUCCAGGAUCCAGAAAAUAAAACCCUUUAAGCAGUUUUGUACAGAUGAAAACACCCGUGAAAGUGAAUAGAAUAUUUGUUUUAGGUGAGCUUUCUCAGAAUUUAUAUUCCUCACACAUGCACAGGUUUUCUCCGGAUGCUCCAGUUUCCUCCCACACAGAGGAGUCUUUUCUCUAGGUGUCUGGCUGUUUGUCUCUUUGUGGCCGACCCUGUGAUGGACUGGGAACCCACCUGUCACCUGAUGGAGAUGGACCCCCCCUGCAACCCUAGUGAGGAUGAAGCAGUUAGGAAAACUAAUGAAUGAAUGAAUGAGAACAGAUUGAUAACUCAAAUAAAGUACGAGUGUUUUAAAGGUUGUAAGAGGAUAAUUGGCUCAUCUGAUUGUGACAGUUUUUGGAGGCAUUCAGCUCAUUGGCAAAUCUGACUUUCCUUUCCUUGUUGGAACUCUGCAAUCACGGUUUCUUGCAUCUUGUAUCCAGCAUUAACAGGGUUUCACACAAUCCUCAUGUCUGCAUUGCCAGACAAUAAGGCCCCAGGCCUCCUCUUUCGUUACAGGGAUACAUCAUUUGUCCUAAAUCUGGAGCAUUUUAGAGAGCAGGAUGCAAAACUUUCUUCAGAUCACGCCCUUUAAUGGUGGUGAAUGCUUGGAGCUUCAUUUCAUGACUGAAUCUGAUGUCUGUUAAACCUACUUGUAGUCAAAGACCUCCCUAAACAUCUGUCGGAACAUAUCUGAAGGAUUGCUGUGGUGAAGUGCUCCUUUAAUAAACUUUAUUGGAGGCAACUUGCAAAACUCUAAAACAAACUGUAGUCCUUCAUUUACACCUGCUAUUUGUAUAAAACAAGGAUAACAUCUUGAAACACCAAUGAGGGCGUUUGUGUCUUUGUAGACUUUUUAAAAGGGACACAUUUGUCUCAUUUUCGUCACCUGUUCACGUAGUCACCACCUCCAAACCCUCAUUUCCACCAACUUCCUUCCACAGAUUAAAAGUCUGCUGCUCAUCUUCGUCCUCCUUCAGUGAUGGGUGUAUAAAUGUUCAUAUUGUCGGACUUCUUCCACCUGCAACAUGUCUGCUGCUUGAUGCGGAUUGUUUUGCCUUUUUUGGGAAAGGAAACUGUUAACAAAUCAAAAGGUAGAGGCAUGGUGACCAAUUACAGGCUUGCUUUCUGAACACAUCGGGCAUGUUUCCGUGACCCUCUGUGGACUUGUCGCAAAGUGCUUACAUUGAUGAAUGAAUACGUGUAUGUCUGCACCCCUGCAGACAUAUACAUAUAAACUAAACUUUUACUUUUUUUGCUGCAAAGCAAAUUAUGGAACUCUUGGAUUGUUUUUUUUUAUUUCAAAGGCCUGUUAAAGCAGAUUGUUCAUUACCUUUUUCAGACUGAAGUUCAGCAUCACCCAGCAUCAGUGAUGUACCGAUGUCCAGCUGCACCGCCUGCCUCCCAGUAGCAUCCCAUGAAGAUCUGACUAACGGCCUGGGUGUAAAGUUGGUGGUCCAAAGUCUUCCAGAUGUGGGAAUUUCCGUGUUGAAGAGGCCGUCCCACUCAGCGAUCUUCUUUUUUCUGCUUUUAUUUUUUGGGUUUUGGUUAUUUUUGCUUCCCUUCUGCUUGAGUGCUGCUGUCCCCACAGCAGUGGUCAGCUGUUGAAGAUGGUUUCAUGCAAAUCAGUGAACUAAAUACUCAAAGAACAAACCCUCUCAAACUGUCCUACAGUCCAUAGACCAGAGUUUGCCCCUCCCUGUUGGGUCACCAAUCUCUUUAACCUUCAGAAGAUUGUUCACAUCAUGUCCAACCGCUGGACUAAUCCUUAUGCUCCAGGGCAUCCGAAUCACCCCCAGAACCCGUAUGGACCCUCUGGACCAAUGAGUCUUGGUGGACCUGGUUCUAGCCCAAGCAGUUUGGGAGCUUCGUCAAUUCCUAACAACCCAGGAUCAUUUCCACAGUUUCUAAAUCUACCGGUGACCUACAGGCCUGAACAGAGGAUGGUCCCAUCAGAAAUGAAAACGAACGAGUCCAUAAAUUUGUAUGUUACCAGAGCGAGAGAGGAGGUGAUACAUCAGAGCCAUGGUUCUCCAUUUAUAAACACUCAAAGAGAGGAGAUUUUACCGUUCACAAGCACAAAGGAGCAGUCUUAUCCAGGCACUAGUGGGCCUAAAACAUCUGAUGUUGACAGUAGCAGCAGUGUUUUGAACUGGUUGCAAAUCUGCAAAGCACCCAUGGAGGAUAAGCCCUCUAGCUCUAAAUCAUCUGCUCAGUCUGACUUUCCUGGCGCCAGCGAUGGUAGACGUUUUACAUCUACUGAAAGACAACACGGUAGUCAAACAGUUCGUAGUUUAAGCAGUCAUGUCAGUCCACCGUCUGAGGCCCAUCACACCUGGUAUUCUCAAGAGCUUGCAGCUGGCAUCCUCCAGCGAUUUGGACUUGAAAAAGAUGACCUGCAGAUUCUCCUCUCUUACCCGGAAGAUCAGAUCAACUCUGACAAUCUGCCUCACAUCUUGAAGCAGAUUUUACUUCAGAAACAGAACAGAGCUGCCCCUCGCCCUGACCUCCAACCUGGCCCAAGCUUUAUUGAGCAGGACCGCUCUAAAAUGUCAGGGAACAGCCUGAGCAGCAUGCCAUCAAACACUAAAGUAAGUAAAGUGAUUGAGUAUAGACAUACUGGGAAGUAUUCCUCAGCUGGGACUGACCCUGGUAAGACGAGCAAAGUGACCAGUGGCGGCAGUAUGCUUCAGUUUGACGCUCCUGGCAGCAGUAGUUACAAAGAACCACUGCAACAAGGUUCAUCCAAGAUGAAGACCAGUGGUGUGGUUACUUCACAGAGCCAGAUGGAGUCACCUGUCAGCUUCAGCUGGAUCAAAAAUGUGGUACCUCCAGUCAGUGACCCAACCAAACAACUGCAGACCCAGCUGAGUCAAACUUCUAAAAGUACCUUUGCCUCGGCCCCUCCUCCAAAGAAAGAUACAGACCCUAAACCUUUAAAUGUGGAACUUUCAAAAAUAGUUGCUUCACAAGACCUAAAGCAAGGUUGCCAGCAGUCCAAACCCUUUGGUGGUCAGUUUAAAGAAGACAAACAUGCAAGGGGCGAUGAUUGUGACCCUUUUGAGGAUGCUAAGCAACCAGAAAAAGAGGAGCUGAUAAAUCAAGAAAAUAAGCAAAUAACUCAAAGUAACCAGGAAGUAAAGCCAAUGCAGCAACUGGCUCAACUACAGCAGCAGUUUCAGCAGCAACAGCUGAAGAUGCAGACUCAACUGCAACAGAAAUUUCAGCAGCAACAACUGAUGUGGCAGGCUCAAUUGCAGCAGAAGUUGCAGCUACAAACCGUCAAGCAGGCUCAAGCACAGCUGCAACAGCAAACUUUGCAAAGGGGGCAAUCUUUGCUACCUCAACGCUUUCCUGGCAUGCCACCAGUUUCUUCUCUCUCUUCCAUUCAAAGGCCCAUCGGAGUGUCUUCACCUCUACUGCAGCCGAACCAAAACGCCUUCCAAUACCCGAAUUAUGUGCUGUCUCCUGGUAGCCAGCAGUUCUCUGGGACAGUUUGCAUGGGGAUUCCACCCCUGGUCAGCAAGGGGAUUCCACCCCUGGUCAACAUCAAUGACUAUGCGGCAACCACCCCGACUAUGUUUCCACAUGUUUGCUCUCUGUGUUUAACAAAAUGUGAUACUUUAAUGGAUUGGCUUGCCCACCAGAAUAUACCCCUUCACCUGGAGAACUGCAAGUCCCUGCGGAGACGAUAUCCACAGUGGGAUGGUGAGCAGACACCAGUCAGUACUCAAGCUAAUAAACGAGCACGUUCACGCAGCCCCCGCCACCACCAUGGCUCUAAGCAUUUAAGGGAGAGCUCCAGGAGCAGUUCCCGCUCACGUUCACACAGCCCACAGCAUCGUCGCAGCAGAAGGAGGUCCAGCAGGAGAUCCCGUUCCCGUAGUCGUCACCGUGGCUCUGAGAGCAAAAGGAGGAGACGCAGCAGUCGCAGCCAUGAAAGGUCUUCAUCUAGGAGCAAGGACAAGAAACGGUCCAGGAGAUCUCGGGACCGACGGUCGCCUUCAGAUGGAUCCACCCCUAAAAGAGCGAGGUCAACCAGUACUGAGAGACUGGCAAGGAAACUUGUCCAAUCAUCAGGAGUCAGGUCAUUGUCCCACCACUUUGACUUGGAUGCUAUUGUCAAAACUCUGACUCCAGGAUUACUGGCCGAGCUAACCAAAGCAUCUGCUGUGAGGUCUGAUGAGGAGGAGAAUGAGGACGACGUUCCAUCUUCCAACCAGGUGAUACUCGAAUUAGUUUCUAAUGCCCUCUCGCACAAGGACGUGGUUAACGCGGUGGAGCAGUUUGGGAAAACGGAGUCGGUUGUGUUGUAUAGGAGCAGACAACAGGCAAUAGUGCGUUAUACGAAUGAAGAAGAUGCAGAGAAACUGAGGAGCGUAAAGAAGUUUGAUUUGAAAGGACAAACAAUCAAAGUCACCCCAGAGAAAAGUGUGAGGAGUGCCACGUCUAAAGAACAGAAGAAACCUCAGCAAACAUCAUGUGAAUCAAGCGUCUCCGCUCCUCCAGAUUCUGAAGCUAUCCUCUCUUCCACCACUGGAGAGGCAAACAUCUCAAGUCCCAAAGCAGAAACAUCCGCAGAGGAGCAUAAAGGCCCGACAGACGGUCCACCUGCUGCUUGUGCUGAGGCAGAAACUGGACCAGGUGCUGCUGAAAAGCCACCGACAGCAGCUGGAGACUCUGCUCUGGUUAAAGGUGCUGAAAAACAAGGAGAGGAACAGAGCCAGGAAGCUGAAGGUUCUAAAGUGAAACCAGCAGCUGCCAAGACUUCCCUCAUUAAGCUCCGUUUGAUUCGUCCACCAACCCAUCCAGGUGAAAGCACGUUAGAGACACCUGAUCCCCAGCAGAGUCCACAUGCUGCUGACAAAACUCCUGUAAGUUCAUCUGAAGCUCCGUGUCAGCUCCAGUCAGAGCAGGAGACCCCAGAGCCCGCAGCUGGAGAUGCUUCAUACGGAUGUGACUGAUGACGGUUCUAAGACGGUCUUAUUUUAUGACAUCUCUCAGAGUGAAAUCAAGGAACUCAGAGAAGUUUUGAUUAAAAACUUUUCUGUAAGAAACUUCCUGCCUCUGCUCAACAAGCUGUAUGUUGAGUUUGCGUCCAAUCAUGAUGUCGACCUGCUCGGACUUUCCUACAGCAAACACCGAGAAGGUCGAACUCACAAACUGUACAGGCUGAAAUCACCAAAUUUACCCAAUAGAACAGCAGCAAAAGCCAACAUCCCACCAGGCUGCAACCCUCCGUUCUGGCUCACCAUGAAAACAGCUCCUUACUUAUUCCCUACUGCCACUCCGUGGUUCUACAUCCCAAAUUAUAUCACCGUCAGUAAAGUCAAGAGCAUUCCUGAAACUGACUGUCAGAACUUCACGUCUUUUGCCGUCAUGCUGACGGGUCUGCCGGAGGACAACUACACCGUGGACGACAUUGCCAAGCUGGCGUGGCAGUAUUUGCCUCUGAAGAAUUUUCAGACUCUGUACACAGACCUGAUCGUGCUUCCGCUGCAGAGGAGGGCCUUCCUGUUUUUCAGUGAUUGGUCCUCAGGUCUCAAUUUUAUCCAGGAUCACAUUAAAAAGCCAUUUGUGAUUGAUGGGUGUCCCCUCGGUGUCUUCCUCGUCCUCCAGUUACCGCAUCCUGGACUCCGCGAGGAAGAGGUGUACAAGAACGUGCUAAAAUGGAGCAACCACCACGUUGAAGACCCUGACACUCUAGAGGAGCGGAUGCUGCACGUCCAGACCUUGGAGGCAUCACUUAACGUUGUGGAUUCGGUCAUGAGCGUGGUGUCGUCUGUUGCUACUUUUGUCAACUUCUUGCCGCUGGGAAACAGGAUCUACAUCGAGAUGCCCGACUCCAGUGCAGCGGUUCGACUGUUGGAGAAGAUCAAGUCACUGGACAAUUUACACGCUGAUGGCAGAUGGAAUAAAGUUGGAAAAAUCGAGCCCUUAAGGAAACUACAACUGCAUAUUCUGAAAUCCAGUUCUGUUGUGAUGAGGCCUAAAAAUCUGACUAAAAAUGCACGGACCAAGCAUCGAAAAGGAAACGAACCAGCUUUCAUGCCUAGGUUGGUCAAACCGACAGCCUCUGCAGAGUUCACCUCAUUCCAGUCCAAACUGGGACCAAGUGACACAUCUCUGGAGAAGAGUGCAGUCUUUCGACGAGUGACCCGUUCUUCAGCUUUGCAGAAGUCCUCAGAUAUUCCCGAGUUUCAUAGAACUGAAGGUGAACCAGUGGAAGGAACAUCUGACCACACAAUGUCAACAGAGAGCAACGCGGCACCACCCGUUGAGUCGGAGUCUAAAAUGGAAACGUCAGCGUUGGACCCAGAGAUGGUUGAGGAAACGGCUGAUAAGAAUCAAACAUUGAGUGAUCAGUCUUCGGGAAAUGAUGAGAAACAUUGUGACCAUAUCCCAAAUGAAAAUAACCACAUGGGUGGAGAAGAAAACGACAAAAACUCAUCAAAACAUUUAACUGAAGAAGUCUCUGAGACAUCAGUGGCUAAUCAGACCAUAACAGAACCUGAAUGCCAGAAACUAGAAGCUCCCGAUGAUGCUGGACCUACAGAAGACGAUGAAGUGAACCAGGUAAUGGAUAGUAGGGAGGAUCAACCAACAACAGAGACUGUGACUGAGUUAGAAGGAACCAAUGAAGGCAGUUUGGCAAGUCGCUUAAGGAGCAGAACAUCUAAUGAAGAUAAAGAAAUGUCAUCAAAGAAACAAGGCAAGAUGAUUAGAAAGUAUGAGACGCGAGUAAAAAACCAGACGGAAAAGGAAGAAAAAGUUACCGAGGGUACCAAGGAGGUCAAAGAUUGUGCUGAAGAAGCUUCAACCUCACAUGGUUCUGGUAGAAUAAAGAUGGUUGGAGGAGUCAAAGAAAACCAAAAAACAUUGGAUCAGAUGAAAAAACCCGAACAAGUUCAUGCUAAAAAGACGCUGGAUGACUCUGGUGCUGGUGAGCCAAUGAACACCAGAUCUACCAGAGGAAGAGAGAGAACCAAGAAGGAUGCUGAACACGAGAAGACCCAAACAAAAAGACAGCACACACCACCAAAGAAGAGCAACACUGUCAGAGAGGAGGAGGAGGUCACUUAUGUGAUUUUAGAUGCUGUUGAGGUGGAGGAUGUUGAGGAGGGUCCACCAACAACCCCAAAACCAAGGACAGAAAGAUCAAAGAUUAAAAUACAAACUGUAAAGGAAGAGCUGCCCAACACAACUGCUGAUGUAGAAGAUGUCUGGCAGAUCCUUGACUCUGUUGACGAUGAAGAGCCUCCUGCAGAACCAUCAGCUGCUCCUGAAGGUGAUAACAGGAGGACAACAGAGAGAGCAGCAUCCCCUGCAGAUACUCAGAAUGAUCGAACUCUAGAUGAACGGAUGAGAAAAGAUGUUUUCAUUGAGAAGAAAAUGACAACAAGUGAGACAGAAUGUGAACUUAUUACAGAAGAAGCUUCUGGUUCCUCAGAUGUUGACAGACCCACACAAGAUACCACAAAGGAGGAGAGUCUGAGUGUAGGAGGUUUACCUGCUGCGGAGGAUUUGGUUACAGGAGACACGCAAACAACACCUGGGAUGGAGUUAAACUACAGGAACAAACCAGAACGUGAGCCCAGGACCGAGGCACCAGGAGAGAAGAUUGAGGAGCCUGAGAUGGGCUCAGAUGUAGGUGGACCUCCAGGCGAAGCUGAGGAAAUGGCUGCGUCAGCUAAACGCAGACAUGAUGAUGUCACAGAGGGGUGUGUGACCCUGGCGACCUCGGACGAAGUUGGAAAGGCUGAAGAGGAGACCAAAGUUACGAGGAGCAGAACGAGAGGCCGACCGAGGAAGAAAGCCAGAAAGACUCCUGUGAGAAAAUCCACCAGAAGGGAAACGCCGAGCGCUGAGGAUGAGAGAGAGGAGGAGGAGAAAGACAAAUCUCCUCCUGCUCCUAUGGUUUUCUCCUCCACUCUAGACCAAGACCCACCUGCUCCAUCAGGAGACCUGGAGGCCCAGACGAUGGAGGUUUCUGCUGAGCAGCAGCGACGGUCCGAGAGUCCAGUUGGACAGAAGCUGAGCGCCUGUGUGGAGGAAGAGGAGGAGAAAAAGCUAAUCAGUGUCGGUGGUGAAAACGUACGGGACCUUGUUGGACCUGAAACUAAACCGUCUCCUGACGACUUCCAGCUGCCCCCGUUUGACCCCGAUCGACCCCUGGGGAUGGAGUUCACCGUGAGGAGAUGGGCCCAUUUCUGCAACCUCUGCUCCGUCUUCUACACCAGUGAGAACUAUGAGAAAGACCCACACUGCUGCAGCGAGACGCACUACAACAAUCUGAUGAAACAUUACCAGGAACUUCAGCAGAAACCCGCAGGAGCAUCAGAAGGGCCUCGCUCCUCUACUCCCACCGUUUCACCCUAAAUAUGUUCAGACUGAAAUGUUUGUGGUUGUUUAUCCAUUAAAACAGACGAGAAAAAGAAACGGUAGACUCAAAGAGACUAAAGGCUGUCUGCUCAGUGUGGAGAUGUUCCUGCUUCAUCCUGUCGAUUAAAAAGGAGUUUUUUAUGUGUGAAUGACAGGAACAGGAACAGGAAGUAGUUCCUGUUUUUUUCUGUUUAAACUCAGAGACUCUGUUGCUGGAACUCUCCAGAACUUCUGUUUAUAUUCUACAAGGAUCCAUAAUUAUGUAGCCUGGCAAACCAGACUAAAUAAAUGUUAUUUAUACUUAGCAAAGCAAGAGUUGUGUCUAGUUUACAUAGGGAAUGCAGUUUUAGUCCUCAUUUGUGCUUACGUCUUGUUAUUUUAGUGUCUAUCUCUCUCUCUCUCACACACACACACACACACACACACACACACACACACACACACACACACACACACACACACACAG
Molecule: messenger RNA, 11353 nt
Organism: Nothobranchius furzeri (turquoise killifish)
Lineage: Eukaryota; Metazoa; Chordata; Actinopteri; Cyprinodontiformes; Nothobranchiidae
Source: RefSeq, a predicted model, not a curated record